Frankliniella occidentalis (western flower thrips) is the source of this 3393-nucleotide messenger RNA. RefSeq names its product all trans-polyprenyl-diphosphate synthase PDSS2 (gene Pdss2). Gene Ontology annotation, cellular component: transferase complex; mitochondrion. The transcript has 6 exons. NCBI's taxonomy places the organism in Eukaryota, Metazoa, Arthropoda, Insecta, Thysanoptera, Thripidae. Bases 240 to 1457 code for a protein of 405 amino acids. Gene Ontology annotation, biological process: ubiquinone biosynthetic process; isoprenoid biosynthetic process. Gene Ontology annotation, molecular function: prenyltransferase activity. The record is from RefSeq and is a predicted model, not a curated record.
GACGGGGGAAGGUGGGGGGGUGUUGCAGCAGAGGGGCAAGUGAAAGCGAUUUUGAUGGCACCUGAAGGUCUGAGAAUGAUGUGAGAACUUUCACCUGGUUUCCCAGGCUUGGUUCUCACCCCUAGCGUAACGUUGUGCGAAGUUGUGCCUCUUAGUCUCCUUCACUCCUUCGUAGUGUCUUUACUUGUUAUCGAAUCUGUGCCACAUACGUGUUUAAGACAGGUUAAGCUGAGAGCAAAAUGUUGACCAGCAAAGUUAGUAAAUACUUAAUGAGGGGUUCUCUUGGGGCACGCACCUUGACAGCCCGACCAGCAGGUGUAUUUCCAGCCUUCCUUCAUACCGAUUGUGGGCGCCUCAGUGCUGUUAGUCAACAUGCUCACAAUCCGAAGCCAGAUUGGAACAAAGCUGUUUCUGAAGCAGAAAAGAUUGUUGGCUACCCAACAUCUUUUCUCAGUUUGCGAUGGCUUUUAAGUGAUGAGAUUGCCAAUGUUGCCUUGCAUUUACGCAAGCUUGUUGGAUCAAAUCAUCCUCUGCUCAAGACAGCCAAAGGAUUGCUGUAUAAUGGAAAAAAUAAUAUGCAAGCAUGGGGGCUAAUUGUUCUGCUAUUGUCUAAAGCAGCUGGUCAUCAUAAUGUGAAUGAAAUGGAAGAGGACAAGGCAGCAGGAGUUUUGCACAGUCAACGUGCCCUAGCUGAGGUGACCGAAAUGAUACGAACAUCUCAUUUAGUGCACAAAGGGCUUGUGAAUAUACACCCUGGACUUGUAGAAGAAGGAGCUGUUCUCAAUGAUAUGACCUUUGGAAACAAAAUUGCAUUGCUAAGUGGGGACUAUUUGCUCAGCAACUGUUGUGUAGAACUUGCUGCCUUGCGGAAUCAAGAGAUUACAGAGUUAAUGAGCAGUGCUGUGCGUGACCUGACUGAAAGUGAAUUUGUGGGUCAGAGAGAUCAACAAAACAACCCGAUCCCUUCUCAUCCAUCAGAGUGCUCUGCUGUUGAUGACUGGACUCUUCGAAGUGAACUUUCUGGUGGAAGACUGCUUGGCAAAUCUUGUGAGGGCACUCUCAGGCUUGCAGGCCAUAACAAGGAAUUUUCCAAAGAGGGUUACAAGUUUGGGAAGCAUCUUGCUCUUGCUUGGCAGGCUUGUCUUGAUAUGGAGCCCUUCAUGCCAUCAGCUCAACAUUCCACAGGAGUUGGUUUCAGUCUUGUCUCUGCACCUGUCCUUUUUCAUUUAGAGUAUGACUCUUCCCUGUACAAUCUUAUCCAAGUUGGUGCUGAAAAUGUAAAUGAUGUGGAUUAUGCAAAGAUCCAGAGUAUUGUAUCCAAAGGACCAGGACUUGCUAUGACAAAAAGGCUGAGGCAGGAGCAUUCUCAAAAAGCUAUGGAAGUUCUUGCUGCUUUUGAGCAGAAUGAUGCUCGCACAGCAUUGUCUAACAUUAUUGUUGCAAUGGGUGAGUUAUGAUGCUGCCCCACAAAAUCAUUCACGCCCCAUUUCUUCCUUUUUUUUCUUCUAAUGUGACACAUGUUGCUAUUGAUGGGAUUUUUAUGAGAUCUAUAUGUUCAUUAACUGAUUGUGGUACUUUCUCCACAAUUUUUAAUCUGAUUACAAAUUGUUAUCUUUAUGUGACAGUUGUGGUUUUUGUGCAACACAAACUAUUUACUCUGCUUGAUGUUAUAUCUUCUCUAGUCUCCGCGCAACAAUCUUUUCUGAUUGCAUGAAUGUUAAAAAAUGAGUGGCAAUACAUAAUCCACUCGUAAAUCCGUCCAGUAAUGUUACUUGUGUAGUACAUAAGCUGCAAUUUUCAUAUUUUGACCAUCGGUUAUUUCUUACAAUUUUUCUUGCUUUAUAAAGGAUUGAUAAAAGUUUAAAACAACUUUGAACACCUGUAGUGUUUGUCAUGGUGCCUUUUCCCAAAGUUUUGGCGUGUGUAUUCCUCUGUUAAAAUGUAUCACCUCCUUUUCAAUACUUUUGUUUGUUAUAUGUGUUGUGUUUGAACAAAUUUUAAUUUUAGAUGAUUGUUAAAUUCUUCUUGUUUUACUGCUGAACCUAGAGUAAUGCAAACUAACUGAGAUCUUCAAAUUUAUCAAAUUUGUGUAUUAAUUGGAGUAUUGAAAAAAUUAUUAUUUGGCCACUUUGGAUACACAAGUGUAUUCAUGUUCUCAGUAUUUACUGAAUACCACCUAGGUAUGCAUUAUUAACUGAAUAUCCUUUAUGGAUGCAGGAAAUAGUGUGUGCACAUUGUCAUGUCUGCAUUACAGCACACAGCCUUUAUGUGAAGGUUGUAUGUGUCGACCUGUCAAGGUAUUCAAUAUCAUCUUCUGCAGACAUGACCGACCAUGUACCCAUGUACACACUAUCUCCUGCAUGCAUACAAUACAGUCAGUAAAUAGUGAAUAACUAGGGGGUAUUCAGUAAAUACUGCAUAUGAUGUUUACACUCGGGUUUCCAUAGUAUCUGCCCUUUAGAUAUUGCUCAAGAUAGUGUAAAGUAAGUUGUAUGAAUGGGUUUGCUGUAUUGUUAAUGUGAGUGUCGGAGGGAAAGACUGACGAUUAUGUUAUGUAUAGUUGAAUUUUGCCACGCAUAUUGCUUUGCAAAUUUUAUCUAUAUUUUGUUAUCAAAUCAAGGCAUACAUUUGUUGUUUACAAAAGUUUAAAAAAAUAUGAGGGUGGUGUAGUUUUUAAAAUCUUGCAAAUAUUUAUAUUUUUUAUCAACCAUCAGUAUUUCAUUAAGUAUAGAGAGUUAAGGGAAAGGAAUCAUGGCUCAUUGUAAAGUGUUUUAGAAAUAGAAACUAAUGGACUAAUAUCAAACUUUUGGAUCAUCCAGAAAGUACGCCUGUCAUUCGCCUUUACGAAACUGCCCAAACUCUCAUCAUAGCGCCCAGAUAGGUAGGCAAAAUAUUGUCUGCAAUGCAUGCGUGUACUGCGGGGUGGCCUACCUCAAGUCUUGCAGGCGCCGAGCUCCCGUAAUUUGCCGAAUGGAUCUGAGAAAAAAACAGACGUUCUUUCUGGACAAAUCCUUAGGGCCUUCAAUGUUACCAGCUUCUAACAUGGUUAGGGAAAAAUAAUUUCCCAGUUGAGUCAUAUAUUGUGUUUUCUCUUGUCCUAGAGAUAAGAUAGUAAUUUACAUCCUUAACAAAUAAACAUUGUUCUUUAAUCUUUAUGUGAGUAGUGGAUUACCAUUCCAUACGGAGGACUAAAAUCAGGAAUUUUUAAGCUGUUGCCGUGUUACACUGUUCUAUGACACUGUCACCCAAUCUUACCAGAUUUUUUUUUCAGAAAAUGUUUGUUUCAGUUAUUUGCCUCUCAUGAUAAAAUUACUUAUGUGUACUGUGUAUAUAUAAUUUUAAAAUUGAGAUUAUAAAUUUGUAUUUUUUAUUAAUAUUGAUAAUUUUCCCUUA